Megalopta genalis is the source of this 3476-nucleotide messenger RNA. NCBI's taxonomy places the organism in Eukaryota, Metazoa, Arthropoda, Insecta, Hymenoptera, Halictidae. The record is from RefSeq and is a predicted model, not a curated record.
UUAGCGCAUCAUUUUUUAACUCAGCAUAAUUAUAAUACUAUAUAAAACUUGUUGACAUUCGUCGAGGUGAUUUUAUUCAUUUGCCGAGUAUCGUAAAUUCCUGAUAAGGAUCAUAAUCUUUAUCCUCACAAUUUCAAUUGUCACCUAAAAUUUAAUUGCGUCAAAAAUUAUCCUAGCGCAGAUUUCAAAUUUUCGAAUAAAGUGCAAAAUAUUGGUGUUCAAAUAAUUAUCAGCGUUACUACGACUCGUCAUCGGACGACCCGAGUAAAUAGAAAUGUUGGAAAAAUCAUUCUUAUGCUUUCCAUGCAAAACUCACUGUGUUCGAAAUUUCAAUCGGCACCGAGCGUGAUCUAUUUGCAUUGCGAAAAUCAUCCAUAAUGAAUCAACUAAACCACUGUCGAAUCUUGGUUGUGCAGCUUCGCCAGAAGUCGCUUAACGGAGGGUGUUCCUUCCGGUCGAAGGCGACACCCUCGUCACUAUCAAAAUCAGCUCGCGGAAUCGUGCGGGGAGAUCUACGGCUCUGACAAAUAAAUCGACGAAUCGCAGCGAGAUCAAUUCGUCGCCGUUUAAGGGGAUUCGUCAUUUUUUUGUGAGCCGAAAAGUGCAACAUCGCGUGGAUGAUGGAUGGAUGUGCAUCCGUGAGUUCUAUCCGAACUCCUCGGAGCUAGCUAGCCGAAGAAUCGGAUCGCAAGCCAACGAUAUGUGACGUGCCCCGAUCUCUACACGCUUUUGUCUGAUUAUAAUUUACAUCGUAUAAUAACCGAGUCAAGGUUAAGAAUACUUGACGAUGGUUGAUAGCGACUCUGACAGAUGGUACGAUUGGAAACGAGAUGGUUUUAUCGAAACGCUCAAUGGUCCUAACGUUAACGCCUCGAACGAGCUGCGGCUGGCUGGUCAGAGGGACAGUCCCCUCAACAAUGGGCUGAUUCAACGUACCGCGACUCCUCCGAGCUCUAGAUCCAGCGCGGAAGUCCGAUUUAUAAAUCCAGCGAUUUACGCCGAGACCUUGAACCACGAAGAUGAGGAACGCGAGAUAGAGAUUCGCGUGAAGGUCAGCUCGAAAGAUAACGGGGCCCUGGCGGAAGGUAAUUUCGGCGAUUCUCCGGAAAUGAGCGACAUAAUGUCCACGUUGUCCAUCAAGAAUGAUUUAGCGACAUCGUUCGAGGAGCACGCCGGCGAUCAAGCUUCGAUCCAGGACACGUAUCGUUGUUACUCGUUAAAUUCACCGGGCCCAUCCCUGGAUAAUGGCCCUUCGCGAUCCAAGUCUGUUGUCUCCUGUAGACCCUCCAACAGAGUUGAGAGAAGGUGCAGAAUCGUUGGCAGAGCGGACGGAAACGACGAGCUUUGCUCCGCCAGAUUGCUCGAUUCGGAAGUGCAGAGGUUCACUCUGAAUGGCCACCGAGUCGUGCAAGUAUCUACAGCGUCGUUGUCCAGCAUCAGCGUUUUGGAGGCCAGAUCGGUGAAGGACGAUCCGCUGAGGAAGAUUCCGUACAGCGAGUGGAUGCGGAGGAAGCAGCAGGCGGCGCGACAAAAGAAAGAGGAGGACGACGAGGCCGAGAGGAAAAGGCAGAUGGACGCGGAGAGGCUGGCUCGCGAGAAGGAGGAACGGGAAGCACGGGAACGCGAGAAUUUUCUCCGGUGGACCGAAAGGAAGAGGAAAGAGGAGGAGAGGAAGAAACGGAUGGCGGCUAAGGAGCUGGAUAUGCAGAAGAAGUUGAAGGAGUUCGAGGACAAGAGCGUCGUGAUGAAGACCCUCUGUCUUCGCCAGUGGGAGCACAAGAAGAAGGAGGAGGAGAAAGGUAUAGAAGACUGGACACGCAUUGAUUCGCAUAAAACGCGUGACUCCGAUGUUCGUGUAGCUCGUCAGAAGAGAGAGGCGAUCAAGCAGAAGCAGAUUGACGAGGAGAAGAAGAAAAGGCUGGAGGAGAGCACGAAGGCUUACGAAGUCUGGCGGAAGAACGCGCGGAACAAGCCUAAGCCUGCUACACAGGGACUUUUGCCUCAUCAGAAGGCGAAGCCGUCGUACGUGAACCCGACGCCCUGGCAGGGAAUCGUCGACGAGCCCGAGGUGGACGAGGCGGGCACGUCGAACGGCAGGAUGACGCACAACCAGCUGGCCAAGAAUAGCAGUAAAAAGAGUAGCACGUAUUACCAGUGAUGUGGACGUCAACGAGAGAUGAGAAUCCGAGGACUCUGUGGCUCGAAGAUCAGUCAGGGCAAGGUAGAAUCUCGGAGAAGUAUCUCGCGGACGAAACGGUGGCGAACGAUUAAAUGUUCCGUUUCGGGUUCCAGACUCGUGGCUGUGUUAGGGGCCAGAACGAUCCUUGCACGGGUCACGUCGUUAGAACGAUGACUUGUAUAGUAGCUAUCCCGAUAAAUAAUCUUACUUUCGUAGCAGAUACACUUUGUACGCUACACAACCUUCGCCUAGACUUCGUUUUGUUUGUUCUUUACCGUGAAUCAACGAGCAGUCUACGUACCCGAAGACGACCGAGGAUCUGCGACCAUUGUGUUGACGACGUGAAGAGAGUGGAUUGACGAGGAUCAGAACGCGAAGCUAUUACAUUCAAAGGACACGUGUAUACGCAAGAAAUAUCCUCUUUUUUGUUUCGUUUAUUUAGUAUUUCUAUCGCUAACACUGUAUCAUAUAUAUACAUUAUGCGACGUCGGUACGUUAUACAAAACCAUCGUCUCUUUAUCCUUUUUGUUUAUCUCUUUUUUUUUACACGGGGUUACGGAUAGUAGCUUCUAGCCGUUCGUUGUACCAGACGUGUCUUGAGAAACGAAGUCCAAUAGUAGUCGUAAUACACAGAAUAAAGUGGCACAUUGUCGUAUUCAUGCGUCUCCCUGUUAACUGACCUAGAAUAUUCGUUCGAUCGGAACUGCACGUUCAAGCAAAAUGACCGAAACGCGGGUCAGCAUCGUCCGGCCGCGUCUACUUCAGCAGACGUUCCUCUUCUUCUUGAAGCCUCUCGAUCUCGGACUUGUUCAUGAAGUAGUAGGAAGGUUGUCGUGAUUUCUGAUACGAAAAUUAUUAUGGUUAUUUCGUUAGUGUCGUCUCACGGCCGAGAGAACAGCGAUCAAAUUAAUUACCAGAUCUUUGAUGGUGCGUUUUGCACCCGCCUUGGUCAGAAUGUUGCUCAACUGUUCGACCGAUUCCAGGCCCAUUGCGUAAUGUAAAGCGGUUCUCUCCAACUGGAAAACAGAGAACGCUUUUCUCAAAUAUGCACCGAGUUUUUAAGGAACGAUAGCAAUGCUUUUUAUAACAUCUAUGAUUUCCAUCGACAUUGUGUUUUACUACUUCGAAUGCAUAAAAUUCGCAGUUUGCAUGCGACCCUUCAAAAUCUUUGCGUAAUCACGAUGUUACGGUUCGUGAAAAUGGCGUCAAAUAUUUCGAAUGAAUUGUACUACUAUACCAAAUGUGGGAAAAACGUGAAUCUAUAAGAAUAAAACGUGUGUGUACUGUUUCAAUUCAA